CAGAGCAAAAGUGGAGACCUCUAUAACUAGGCCGGCUAGCUGCUUGUCUGAAACUCUCUGAGCUCUCUAAGUGAAGAGAACAGAGAAGCUAUGGCGGGGAACUCUGAUUUGAAGCUGCUGGGAGCAUGGUUUAGUCCUUUUGUUCGCCGUAUCGAAUGGGCUCUGAAACUGAAGGGAGUGGAAUACGAAUUCUUAGAACAAGAUCUGAGAAACAAGAGUGAGUUGCUUCUGCAACUUAACCCUGUUUAUAAGAAGGUACCAGUGCUUGUUCAUAAUGGGAAAUCCAUAGCUGAAUCAGUUGUCAUUCUUCAGUACAUCGAUGAGACGUGGAAACAGAAUCUAUUACUUCCCACAGAUCCUUACCAAAGAGCCAUGGCACUUUUCUGGGCUAAAUUUGUUGAAGAGAAGUUCACAGAAGUCGCAAGGAAAGCUUUAUUAUCAACAGGAGAGCAGCAAGAAGAGGCAGCGAAGCAGGCAGCAGAGGCCCUAGGAAUCCUUGACAAAGAGCUCAAGGGCAAGAAGUUCUUUAAGGGAGAGAGUAUUGGGUUUCUGGACAUUGUUCUAGGUUGGAUUACAAUUUGGCUGGAAGUGGUAGAGGAAGUUGCAUCCAUCAAGAUAUACGACUCUCACAAAUUCCCUUUCCUUAAUGAGUGGAAGGGCAGCUUCUUAGAACUACCCAUUAUCAAAGAAAACAAACCACCAAAGGAGGACUUGUUGGUUUACUUCCACAAUAUUCGCCAAUUUGUUUUGGCCUCUGCUAUCACUAACUAGGGGGAAAUUGAGGUUUCUCUCUUCUGUAGGAUCAUUAGAUGCUAGCAUAUAAUUAUGUCCCAAGGAUUUUUAUAUGGCAUUCAUGCGUCAGGCCAUUGUCUUGAUCCAAGGGGUAGGAGUGAAUGAUAUCUCUAAUAAAAGAUUGCAUGUAUGAAUAAUUGUAGUCACUUUGGCUUGGGAUAUUUACAUCAAGAAUGGGCUAUGGAGAUAAAUGCCUAAUAUUGCA
Messenger RNA from Macadamia integrifolia, 997 nucleotides. RefSeq names its product probable glutathione S-transferase. Gene Ontology annotation, cellular component: cytoplasm. The transcript has 2 exons. NCBI's taxonomy places the organism in Eukaryota, Viridiplantae, Streptophyta, Magnoliopsida, Proteales, Proteaceae. The record is from RefSeq and is a predicted model, not a curated record. Bases 91 to 771 code for a protein of 226 amino acids. Gene Ontology annotation, biological process: glutathione metabolic process. Gene Ontology annotation, molecular function: glutathione transferase activity.